Messenger RNA from Nematolebias whitei (Rio pearlfish), 3027 nucleotides. RefSeq names its product protein kinase N1a (gene pkn1a). The transcript is spliced from 23 exons. Gene Ontology annotation, biological process: signal transduction; protein phosphorylation. Lineage: Eukaryota; Metazoa; Chordata; Actinopteri; Cyprinodontiformes; Rivulidae. Gene Ontology annotation, molecular function: ATP binding; small GTPase binding; protein serine/threonine kinase activity. The record is from RefSeq and is a predicted model, not a curated record. The coding region runs from base 22 to 2850 and encodes 942 amino acids.
GUGGACUGACGGGGACCAGCCAUGUCCAACGACUCCGUCCAGAGUGAUCCCGGAGGGCUGUCGGUCCUGGAGCAGCUUGGUCUGGACCAGAACUCCGACUUCUCAGACUCGAGCGUUCAGCAGCUUUUGGACGAGCAGCGGGAAAGAAUCCGAAGGGAGAUUCGUAAGGAGUUGAAGAUCAAGGAAGGGGCCGAAAAUCUGCGAAGAGCGACAACCGACAAGAGGAACGCCCAGCAGGUGGACAGUCAGCUGCGCUCUUCCAGCCGACGGCUGGACAACCUGCACGCUCAGCUGCAGGAGCUGGAUGCUCACAUCGUGGUGAAAGGAGGCGAGGAGAGUAAAGAUGACUGUCCUCGCUCUCCGGGGGCAGAGAGUCGCACGUCAGCUCACAGGGAGCGCAUCGCAGCCCUAGAGAGGCAGCUCAACAUCGAGCUUAAAGUCAAACAGGGAGUUGAGAACAUGAUCCCCAUCUACGCCAAUGGAUCCACCAAGGAUAAGAAAAUGCUGCAAACCGCCCAGCAGAUGCUGCAGGACAGCAAGACUAAAAUCGACAUCAUUCGGAUGCAAAUCCGUAAAGCCGUCCAGGCCACUGAGCACACCGAGGACGCACAGGGGAACCACGACCUCUGCGGGGUGGAGCUGCGCAUCGAAGAGCUCAGGCAUCACUACAGGGUGGAGCACGCUGUCGCCGAGGGGGCCAAGAACGUCCUCAGGCUCCUGGGGGCCAGCAAGGUUCAGGACAAGAAGGCUCUGUCUGAGGCUCAGUCUCGUCUCAGCGAGGCGUCCCAGCGGCUGGACCUGCUGAGGGACUCCCUGGACCAGCGCCUGGCUGAGCUGCCAGAGGACCAUCCCAAGGCCAGCAUCAUCAAAGAGGAGCUGGUCCUAGCCUCUUCACCUGCUUUCAGCUCACGCCAUGGCGCCCCCUAUCUGCAGAACCAGUACAGCACCCUCAACAAGCCCUCGCCUCUCACUGGCAGCCUGCAGGUCCAGCUGCUGGGCUGUGUUGGGCUGCUGGAGGUGGUCCCGGGUCGCGGCAAAGGGACACCAGUCACUCUACCGUGCUACAGCCCCGUAGACACCAAGACCUUCAUGAGAGUCAACAAGGGACUGUACGGACGCACAAGCUCUGUCAGUGGGAGGACUCCCAGCAAAACAGACGAACUGUCCUCCGAGGUGAGUGCAGUGCUGAAGCUGGACAACACAGUGGUGGGUCAAACGGCCUGGAAGACUGUAGGAGAACAAGCCUGGGAUCAGACCUUCACUGUGGAUCUGGAACGGUCCAGAGAGCUGGAGAUCGCCGUUUACUGGAAGGACUACCGCUCGCUGUGUGCGCUCAAGUACCUGAAGCUGGAGGAGUUCCUGGACAACCAGAAGCAUAGAGUUCAGCUGGAGCUGGAGCCCCAGGGCCUGCUGGUGGCUGAGGUGACCUUCUUUAACCCGGUUAUUGAGAGAGCUCCUCGCCUCCAGAGGCAGAAAAAAGUAUUUUCCAAGCAGCAAGGCAAGGCAUUCCUCCGAGCCCGCCAGAUGAAUGUGGACAUUGGGACUUGGGUGAGGUUGCUCCGAAACGCCAUCCCCACCGUGAACAACUCUGGAAAUUACAGCCCCAACGCACACAGCCUCGCUCUAAACUCUGGGGAGAUCUCGGUGGAGAAGCUGAGUCUGGACAGCGACUCUCCAGUCAGAGGAGAUUACAAGCGAGACUCGGACACACACACUUCGGUGAGACAGACAGACAGAGACGACAUAGCGGAGGACCGACUGCCAGUCAUCGAGCCCCCCUCCUCCCAAGACCUGACCCCCGACUCCCCUGCCCGAACCCCAGCUGUUAGCAGACAGAAGAAAGGUCCUCUGUCCCUUCAGGACUUCAGGCUGAUUGCUGUGUUGGGACGUGGACACUUUGGGAAGGUGUUGCUGUCAGAAUACAAGAAGACAGGUACAAUGUACGCCAUCAAAGCUCUGAAGAAGGGAGACAUCGUUUCUCGGGAUGAGGUGGAGAGUCUGAUGUGCGAGAAGCGGAUCUUUGAGAUCGUGAACGUGUCGCACCACCCCUUCCUGGUCAACCUGUUCGCCUGCUUCCAGACUCCGGAGCACGUGUGUUUUGUGAUGGAGUACACGGCAGGAGGCGACCUGAUGAUGCACAUCCACACGGACGUCUUCACAGAGCCCCGAGCCGUGUUUUAUGCUGCCUGUGUGGUUCUUGGACUUCAGUUCCUUCAUGACCAUAAGGUUGUGUACAGAGACCUCAAACUGGACAACCUGCUGCUGGACACAGACGGUUAUGUGAAGAUCGCAGACUUCGGGCUGUGUAAAGAAGGAAUGGGGUAUGGGGACCGGACCAGCACAUUCUGUGGGACUCCUGAGUUUUUGGCCCCCGAGGUGCUCACCGAUACGUCGUACACUCGAGCUGUAGACUGGUGGGGACUUGGAGUCCUUAUUUACGAAAUGCUGGUGGGAGAGUCUCCUUUCCCAGGCGACGAUGAAGAGGAGGUGUUCGACAGCAUUGUGAAUGAUGAAGUUCGCUACCCACGCUUCCUCUCCACUGAGGCCAUCGGCAUCAUGAGACGACUGUUACGAAGAAACCCGGAGAGGAGGCUGGGGUCUGGUGAGAAGGAUGCAGAGGAGGUGAAGAAGCAGGCGUUUUUCAGAAACAUGGACUGGGAGGCAUUGCUGCAAAGGAAGGUACCUCCUCCCUUCGUUCCCUCCAUUGGCAGCAAAGAAGACGUCAGUAACUUUGACGAAGAGUUUACCACUGAACAACCGGCGCUCACUCCUCCACGCGAGCCCCGUGUGCUCACCCGUAAGGACCAGGACAGCUUUCGAGACUUUGAUUAUGUCUCUGACCUCUGCUAGUGAACCUGAAGCCCUCAGACUGUGGAGGAACGUUGGAUUGUUCUUUUUUUUCCAAGGCUAUGGACAGACGGGUUAAACGAGUGACUGUCCACGCUGUCUGCUGUUAGCCACACUGUGAAUGAACGCAGUCUGUUUGGUGUGUCUGCCGCUAACGACUGUGCAAACAAGGUCUAUCAU